This is a messenger RNA of Wickerhamiella sorbophila, 1566 nucleotides long. Its product is annotated as Glycerol kinase. Gene Ontology annotation, cellular component: mitochondrion. Bases 1 to 1566 code for a protein of 521 amino acids. The transcript has a single exon. The record is from RefSeq and is a predicted model, not a curated record. Gene Ontology annotation, molecular function: glycerol kinase activity. Gene Ontology annotation, biological process: glycerol metabolic process; triglyceride metabolic process; glycerol-3-phosphate biosynthetic process. NCBI's taxonomy places the organism in Eukaryota, Fungi, Ascomycota, Dipodascomycetes, Dipodascales, Trichomonascaceae.
AUGGAGGAUUCACUGGUUGUAGCUAUAGAUCAAGGCACAACUUCGGCUAGGGCGGUUGUUUUCAAUAGCUAUACGCUUCCUGUUGCGGCCUAUCAGUUUGAGCUCACACAAAUCACUCCCAAUCCAGGUUGGAUAGAGCAAGACCCCAAGCAGCUUGUUGAAGCAUGUCGGACCUGUCUAAUGAACGUUGGCCAUCAGCUUGCGGCCAAGAAUAUACCUGCAAGCCGAGUGAAAGCCAUUGGCAUCGCUAAUCAGCGCGAAACUUCUGUGUUAUGGGAUCGUCGCACAGGAGAGCCUGUGGCUAACGCUAUUGUAUGGUCGGACACCCGCACCGAACCGCUGGUCGAGGAGAUGCGAAAACUGCCCGGUGCAGACCAAGUACAGGAUAUUUGCGGACUACAUUUGAACGCUUAUUUCGCUGCAUUAAAAGUUCGCUGGCUGUUGGACCAUAAUGAGAACGCUCGCCGUGUCUACAACGAAGGUGAGCUGUGCUUCGGCACCGUCGACUCGUGGCUGAUUUACGCUUUGAGUGGAGGUGCAACCCAUAUCACAGAUGCUUCAAACGCCAGUCGCUCGAUGCUGUUAAAUUUAAAGGAGAUGCGCUACGACGAGCGUUUGAUCGAGUUCUUUGGUUUCGAAAAGCUUAUCUUACCCGAAAUUAAGCCCUCAAGCGAGGUGUACGGAAAAUACCACGCCCCUGGCGACGAUUUGCAUGGAACGCCUAUUUCCGGUUGCGUUGGUGAUCAAAGCUCGGCUUUGGUAGGACACAUGGGCUUCAACAAGGGCGACGCUAAGAACACUUAUGGAACAGGUUGUUUCUUGCACUAUAAUACCGGAGAGACUCCGGUGUUUUCUAAAAAUGGUUUAUUAACUACUAUUGCCUACCAGCUCCCUGGCCAGCCUCCAACCUACGCGUUAGAAGGUUCUGUUGCUGUGUGCGGUAGCGCUAUCAAGUGGCUCAAGAACAAUCUGGGUAUGAUUGAGACCAGUGAGCAGGUGGGUGAUCUUAUAGAGAGCGUGCCCAAUUCGGCUGGAGUGUACUUUGUAACUGCUUUCAGUGGUCUUUUUUCGCCCUAUUGGCGGGCAGAUGCCCGGGGAACAAUCGUGGGCAUUACCUCGUACACAAACCGUGCUCACAUCGUCCGUUCAGCCAUAGAAGCAGUGUGUUUCCAAACUCGAGCAAUCUUCCAGCUCAUGGAGUACGAGAACGAAAUACAGGGAGGUGUUUCUAAUAUGACCAGAGACCGCAUUUUGAGCGUGGAUGGUGGUUUGACUUCAAGUGAUGUGAUCAUGCAACUUCAGGCGGACAUUCUGGGUGUCAACAUUGUUCGACCGGCGAUGAAGGAAGUUACUGCAUUGGGGGCAGGAAUUAUGGCUGGCUUGGCUGUAGGUGUUUGGAAAGAUCUCGCCGACGUCACAAUGCGUCACUCGCUAUCGGAGGGAUCCAUGUCACGGUUCACCCCCCACUCAAGUGCUGAACAGCGUCGUCAAGGCUUCCACCAAUGGCAAAGAGCCGUAGAGAGGGCCACGGGUUGGAUCGAAGCCGCCGACGCUGCUGUAGUCUAA